AUGGCUGAUAGAUUUUCAAAAUUAUCAUUGAAUGAUACCAACCUUUCUAAAACCAAAAAUGAAAAUUCCGAUUCAGCAACGUCAAUAGCAAGUAAUACUAGUCAGAUAUCCACAAAUGUUAAACGAGCAUCUUCCACUUCUUCUCACUACGAUAACAUUAAUGCUAAUUUGCAUGCACGUGUCAAAGCAUUUCAAGAACAGAGAGCCUUGAAAAGAUCUUCCAGUAUUGGUGGUAGUAAAAAUGACCAAGCUAGAAGCCUACUUCAAGCAUCUUCGACAGAUCAACAACAGCAUUCCCAAUCACAAUCCUCUAAGAAUAUUCAUCAAAUUGUUAAUAAACCGCUGCCUCCUUUGCCACCUAUUGGUUCCUUAGGUUCAACUCAUAGUUCAAGAUCAUCCUCUACACAAUCUCUAGAUAAAAAUUCCAUGUCUUCAUCUUGUUCCCCAACACUACCCAAUGUAGAAAGCGACGAUGUUCAAGAUAGUGCAUUAUUGCGUGGAUCAUCAUCAAACUCAUCCAAAAAUCAUAUAAGAAAGACGAACUUUGAACAAGGGAGGAAAAAUUUAACCAAGUUAUCACAGCAUAAUAGUGGCUCACUGGAUCUUUCUAAAUCCAAGAUUGCUGCAAGGAGAUCAAAUUCGGUUAGCGCAACCAACAGCGAUACUACAGUUCAAGAACAAAUUAUUGAUAAUAAGACUGUUGAACAAUUUGAUAAAGAAACUGUAACAGUGGUUCAAGACGAUGUGUCAGUCACAGCAUCUCAGACUGUAAUCAGGAAGGAAACAAUUACAAUAGCUCAAGAACAACAACAACAACAGCAACAACAACAGCGACAACAACAACAACAACAACAACAACAACAACAACAACAACAACAACAACAACAACAACAACAACAACAACAACAACAACAACAACAACAACAACAACAACAACAACAACAACAACAACAACAACAACAACAACAACAACAACAACAACAGCAGCAGCAGCAGCAGCAACAACCUCCUGCUAACGGUAAUCUUCCACAGUUCAAUCCAUUCAGAAAAGCUCCAAGGCCUCCUCAGCCACAGAGUAGGCCAGUUCUACCUAACUCUAUUAUCGGUGGUAAUCCUGGUUUACCGAGUACAUCAUUAAUGAAUAACAGACCAAAACAGAGUUUAAGUGCUCGUAGAGGCUUAAAGCUACCUCCAGGUGGCAUGUCCCUUAAGAUGCCAAGUAAACAUGCCCUUUCAAAGCCACAACAACAACCACAGCAGGAAUUCGCAGCUACCCCUUCAAAUAGGAAUUUCAAUUCCAAUGGAAAGCGUUCGAAUCCCGGGUCAUUGAUCAACGGCGUCCAGUCAACUUCAACUUCUUCUGCAUACAGUGAACAGCAUGACACUAAGGGAACAACGCCAGAUCAUGUUAAUUCGUUCGGAUCAAGCUCUAGUGGAUCAGGAUCCGGCGGCCUUUUUUCAAGCUUCUCCAAAUACGUUGAUAUCAAAUCAGGUUCUUUGAAUUUUGCUGGGAAGUUAUCGUUAUCAUCUAAAGGUAUCGAUUUCAGUAAUGGUUCAAGCUCAAGGAUAACAUUGGAUGAGCUUGAAUUUUUGGAGGAAUUAGGUCAUGGUAAUUACGGUAAUGUAUCAAAAGUUUUGCAUAAGCCAACAAACGUUUUAAUGGCAAUGAAAGAAGUUAGAUUGGAACUGGAUGAAGUCAAAUUCAGGCAAAUCUUAAUGGAAUUAGAAGUUUUACACAAAUGCCAAUCUCCUUAUAUUGUUGAUUUUUACGGUGCAUUCUUCAUUGAAGGCGCCGUGUAUAUGUGUAUGGAAUAUAUGGAUGGUGGAUCCUUAGAUAAGAUUUACGAUCAAUCACCGGAAAUUGGAGGUAUUGAUGAACCACAAUUAGCGUUCGUCACGGAUGCCGUUAUACGAGGACUAAGAGAAUUAAAGGAUAAUCAUAAUAUUAUUCAUAGAGAUGUUAAGCCAACCAAUAUCUUAUGUUCUGCAAAACAGGGUACCGUCAAGUUAUGUGAUUUUGGUGUUUCAGGUAACCUAGUGGCAUCGAUGGCAAAGACAAAUAUUGGUUGUCAAUCUUAUAUGGCGCCUGAAAGAAUUAAGUCCUUAAAUCCCGAUAUCGCCACAUAUUCUGUGCAAUCGGAUAUAUGGUCAUUGGGGUUAAGUAUUCUUGAGAUGGCGUUAGGUAGGUAUCCCUAUCCACCUGAAACUUUUGAUAACAUCUUUUCUCAACUGAGUGCUAUUGUGGAUGGUCCACCUCCUAAGCUUCCGGCAGAUACAUUCAGUAAAGAAGCUCAAGAAUUUGUGUCGUUAUGUUUAAACAAGAAGCCUGAGAGAAGACCUAAUUAUUCUGCAUUGAUCGAACACCCAUGGUUGGUUAAAUACAGAAACGUUGACGUUGGCAUGAGUGAGUAUUUUUCAGAAAGGCUGGAAAAACGUAACAAAAUUUUAGCUGAAAGAGGAGAAGACAGUCUUCCUAAAAUUGUCCCAGCUUUGCAUAUGGGAGGGCUCUAA
This is a messenger RNA of Kazachstania africana CBS 2517, 2511 nucleotides long. RefSeq names its product mitogen-activated protein kinase kinase PBS2 (gene PBS2). Gene Ontology annotation, molecular function: MAP kinase kinase activity; ATP binding. Bases 1 to 2511 code for a protein of 836 amino acids. The transcript has a single exon. Lineage: Eukaryota; Fungi; Ascomycota; Saccharomycetes; Saccharomycetales; Saccharomycetaceae. The record is from RefSeq and is a predicted model, not a curated record. Gene Ontology annotation, biological process: MAPK cascade; cellular hyperosmotic response; protein phosphorylation.